CAGAGCCCCAGUUCCAGCACCCGCCCCCCUCCAGCUUGUUCAGAGGAGCUCAGCUCUGGGGGAGAAGGCAAAGCCAAAACCUAUUGAGUUGCAGUUAAAAUGAGGGCGAAAAAGGCUUUUGUUUCAGUUCUGCAGAUGGUCGGGGAGCUUGUGUUUUUUAGCAAGAAUUUUCUAGAUCUUUUGGCUUGAACCAUCUGAAUAACUGCCUCAAGCUUUUGCAUGGUUCCCACUGGGUGGGCUGGGGUGGGAGGGGCUGUCGUGCAUGGUCCGGAAAAGCUGGAGAAGGCUGUUCCUUUGCCUCGAGCCUUGGAUUUCUUAUCUGUGAAAUGGGAGGCUGCAAUGAUGAAUGGCAAAGUACCUUUUUUUUCCAGCUCUGAAAGUCUAGGAUAUUUCACCACUGGAAGACCAGCAGACAAUGUCAUGACAACUCAAGAGGAUACAACAGGGUUGCUUCAAAAGACAAGUCUUUGGACCAUGUCAAGACCUGGAGCGAAGAAGGUAAUGAACUCCUACUUCAUAGCAGGCCAUGGGCCAGCAGUUUGCUACUACUCUGUCUCUUGGUUAAGGCAAGGCUUCAGUAUCACCCUGACUUCUUUUGGAAGGAUCCCUUGGCCUCAGGCUGGAGUGGGCACCUGCCCUAGCCCACAGAGCUGGGUUUCUCUCUUUCUUCAACCACACAGGGAGCACCACUAUGCAAAGACCUCAUCACAUUCACAGCCAUCUCCCCAGAGCCUUGCACUGUACUUGGCAUAUAGCAGGUGCUCAAUAAAUAUCUGCCAAAUGACUGAAUGCAUCUCACCAGCCUCAGGAUGCCACCAGGCCCUGAGGGAGCCAGGAAGAUCAAAGGAAAGCUUUUGGAUUCCUGCCACGCCUUACAUUAGCAACAUCUUCUCUGAGUCCUGACAGCCAGCCUCCUGAGACACCAUUCGAGCCAGCUGAAUUCUGGUCACCGCUUCACCUUGGAAAGGCAUCCGCAGCCCUCACCAAGCGGCCCCGUAAUUGACAUCACAGCGGGGCCAGGAGCUGCCCUGUUCAUAUUUAAUGUGGCCUUCACUGCGGCAAAAUACAGCCUCCAAGAGCUGGAGGGGCCACGCAGAAUCUCCAUAGGGUUGUGAGGAGGGCACAGAUGGGAAAGGGCUUUAUAAACCAUAAAGCGCCCAACAGAUGAGCAUUCUGCCGACCCAUUUCAGUCCCUGGCUUAACUCAGAAAGAGCCGGGGCUGCACAUGCCUGCAGUGGGACAAGAAGACUGCUGACCGAGCCUGAACACUAAAUCAGUGGGGGAUUAGGGGCUCCUGGGUACAUUCCAUGGAGACAGUGGGAGGGCAGAGCACUGGCGCCAGCCAGACCUGGACUCCACUCCAGGUUUGCCCCCUGCACAGCUGUGUGACUGGGUCAUCAAGUGGACUGCUGAGCCUCAGUCCCCCUUAUCUGUGAAAUGGGAAUGAUGCUUUCCUUGUAGCAGCACUGCUGUGAGGAUUCAGUGAAACGAGUGAUGCCAAAGACCUAGCUUCACUCAUUGCAGGCUGUCAACACAGGCUGAGACCCUUCUCCAAAACCAGGCCUGGGACCUGAGGUUGGAGAGAGGAGACACGGGGCCCCUUCAGGCAUUCAUCGGGCAGAGUGAUGGUGGGAGGGAAGAAGGAGCAAGGAGGCACAGGAAGGAUGACCUGGGAGCCAAGCAUCUCAGGAGUGGACAGUGAAGACCGAACUCCUAAGGUUGUGAUGAGAAUUCAGUGAGAACAUGCAUGCCCAGCACAGCUUCAAGCACGCAGAAACAGUAAAACCGAUUGCAGAAUGCCAUCAUAUCUGCGUCCCAGAGCUGAGCUCACCCACUUAGCAAGAUUCAUUCUGACAGCAUGAGCCUGCAGUU
Molecule: messenger RNA, 1872 nt
Organism: Symphalangus syndactylus (siamang)
Lineage: Eukaryota; Metazoa; Chordata; Mammalia; Primates; Hylobatidae
Source: RefSeq, a predicted model, not a curated record